This is a messenger RNA of Oncorhynchus masou masou (cherry salmon), 852 nucleotides long. Its product is annotated as NADH-quinone oxidoreductase subunit B-like. Gene Ontology annotation, biological process: aerobic respiration; mitochondrial respiratory chain complex I assembly; electron transport coupled proton transport. The record is from RefSeq and is a predicted model, not a curated record. Lineage: Eukaryota; Metazoa; Chordata; Actinopteri; Salmoniformes; Salmonidae. The coding region runs from base 42 to 704 and encodes 220 amino acids. Gene Ontology annotation, molecular function: quinone binding; NADH dehydrogenase (ubiquinone) activity; 4 iron, 4 sulfur cluster binding. The transcript has 8 exons.
GUAAGCAUAGUCACCGGAAGUCCUAGCUAUUAUAUUUGCUUAUGAUGGCGGCGUUGGUGGUUCCUCGCCUCGCCGCGUUUGGUACCUUUUCAUCAAGAUCUAUUUCAGUAUUUGCGAUACAAACGUGCCCGUCGCUACACCACAUUGCUAAAAGUGGCAAUGCUACAUGUGUGGUUUCAGUCAGAGAGAAAAGCACAGCGGUGGCUGCUGCCAAGCCAGCUGCAGUAACAAGCAGCAAGGGAGAGUAUGUUAUCACUAAGCUGGAUGAUCUGGUGAAUUGGGCACGCAGGAGCUCCCUAUGGCCCAUGACGUUUGGACUGGCGUGCUGUGCGGUGGAGAUGAUGCACAUGGCGGCUCCUCGUUAUGACAUGGACCGGUUCGGAGUGGUGUUCAGGGCCAGCCCCAGACAGGCCGACGUCAUGAUUGUGGCAGGCACCCUGACCAACAAGAUGGCCCCCGCUUUGCGCAAGGUUUAUGACCAGAUGCCUGAACCAAGAUAUGUAAUUUCCAUGGGAAGCUGCGCCAAUGGGGGUGGCUACUACCACUACUCUUACGCAGUGGUCAGAGGGUGUGACCGCAUCGUACCAGUGGACAUAUACGUUCCAGGCUGCCCUCCCACAGCAGAGGCCCUUCUCUACGGGACGCUCCAGUUGCAGAAGAAAAUAAAGAGAGAGAAGAAAAUGAGGAUUUGGUAUCGCAAGUGAAAUUCUCUCUCUGGCUGUUUGUAAAUGUUGUAUUUAAUGGGUGGUCUGGCCACCCAGUAAACCGGUAGGCAAUAUCCUCAGGAGUCACUCUGGGUAUUCUCUGGCUCCUCUUCUCUGUAUAAACAAUUAAAUUCAUUUCUUGUCGUUA